This is a messenger RNA of Struthio camelus australis, 509 nucleotides long. Lineage: Eukaryota; Metazoa; Chordata; Aves; Struthioniformes; Struthionidae. The record is from RefSeq and is a predicted model, not a curated record.
UCCAACCCCUCUCCCUAAUGCGCACAGAGGUGCAGAAAUUGUCCAGCCUGGUGCUGCCGUCGGAAGUGAUCAUUGCGCAAAGCUCCAUCCCCGGGGAAGGGCUGGGCAUCUUCUCCAAGACCUGGAUCAAGGCUGGGACCGAGAUGGGACCUUUCACGGGCCGGGUCAUUUCGCCGGAGCAUGUGGAUCUGUGCAAGAACAACAACCUCAUGUGGGAGGUUUUCAACGAAGACGGCACCGUGCGGUACUUCAUCGAUGCCAGCCAGGAGGACCACCGGAGCUGGAUGACCUACAUCAAAUGUGCCCGCAACGAGCAGGAGCAGAACCUGGAGGUGGUCCAGAUCGGGAACAGCAUCUUCUACAAGGCCAUCGAGAUGAUUCCUCCGGACCAAGAGCUGCUGGUCUGGUACGGAAACUCCCACAACACCUUCCUGGGCAUCCCAGGCGUGCCGGGGCUGGAAGAGGAGCAGAAGAAGAACAAGCACGGUAGGUAACAUCAGAAAUGGCCA